AUGAGUAUUACUGCAGACGAGAGUGUCUACGCACGGGACUUGUCGCACUUGUUCUCAGACGAAGCGCGUCGACGCAAGUAUUCGCCCAUCAAAACCACGAUGGCUUUCUUUCAGGACCCCAGCGUGGUGUUUUUGGGUGCUGGGAUGCCACCUUUGGAUCUCUUUCCACUACGAUCUAUCGCCGUGGAGGCACCACAGCCACCAUUUUGCGAGGGCUUGGCGCAGUACGAGGAAACACUGACAUUGACGCUAGCCAAAAAGCAAGAAGACCUCACGUUUGCACAGGGUGUGCCACUGGCGCGCGGGCUGCAAUAUGGCAACUCGCGCGGCCAGAUCGAGCUCUUGGACUUUUUGAAGCAACACACGCAGAUCUUCCACCAAGUGCCGUACCAAGACUGGGACAUUAUAACCACCACAGGGUCCACCUAGAGCUGGGAUGCAUUGCUGCGUAUCUUCUGUAAUAAGGACGAUACUGUGCUGCUCGAGGAAUACACUUAUUCGUCGUCUAACGAAGCUGCAGAGGCUCAAGGUCUCCAUUGCGUGCCCAUGGCCAUGGACCACGAGGGAAUUAUUCCGGAACAGCUGGAAGAGAUGCUGACGAAUUCAGGGAUAUUUUAUACCCUGAUAUAUGCAAACCUAAGCUGUUGUACACCAUCCCCACGGGCCAGAACCCCACGGGUCGCACAAUGACAAAUCGCGCAAGCCGCACGUCUACAAAUUGGCACAGCAGCGUGGCAUGGUCAUUAUCGGAGAUGAGCCCUACUAUUUCCUGCAAAUGGACCUCUAUCUGCCCGCAAACCAACGCAACCCAAAGUCCAAUGCGGACGAUAUGUCAAAAUCUGCGUUUAUACAGUCGCUGACUCGGUCAUAUCUUGAUCUCGACACUGACGGUCGCGUGGUGCGUCUGGAUUCGGCCUCGAAGACGUUCGCACCUGGGUGCCGUCUCGGCUGGAUUGUCGGGUCCAAACAACUAUUGGACGCAUACUGGAAUUUACACGAGGAUUCUAUUCAGUCAGCAUGUGGGUUUGCCCAAAGCAUCUUGAGCGGCAUCCUGAACCGGUUGGAUCAAGACGGCUACAUCGAUUGGCUAAAGGGCAUGCGUCAACAAUACACCCUCAAGCGCGAUUUUUGCUUGGAUAACUGCUACAGAUAUCUACCGAGCGAGGUGGUCAGUGCCUCGCGUAUCUGCUGGCAUGUUUUUCAUGCUGCUACUGGAUGCAGACAAGCACCCCAAGUUUCGCACCAUUUUCGAGGGCAAGCGCGAGCUUCUGGAGCAGCAUAUUUACAAACAAUGCGUCACUGCCGGUGUGCUGGUCGCUUGUGGAUCUUGGCUCAAAGUCAACGGGCCUGCACAGUUCAGAACCAAGGGAGAAGAACGUUUGGACAAUAUGCUGAUGUUUAGAGGUACUUACGUAUCUGUGCCACUGCUGGCAAUGGUCAAGGGUCUACAGAUCCUGGGACCAACUCUCAGAGAAGAGUUUCGGCUCGCUCAGCACUGUACAUAG
Lachancea meyersii CBS 8951 is the source of this 1505-nucleotide messenger RNA. The record is from the annotation of a GenBank genome assembly. NCBI's taxonomy places the organism in Eukaryota, Fungi, Ascomycota, Saccharomycetes, Saccharomycetales, Saccharomycetaceae.